Monomorium pharaonis (pharaoh ant) is the source of this 3536-nucleotide messenger RNA. Its product is annotated as endothelin-converting enzyme 1. The record is from RefSeq and is a predicted model, not a curated record. Gene Ontology annotation, molecular function: metalloendopeptidase activity. Bases 592 to 2772 code for a protein of 726 amino acids. The transcript is spliced from 18 exons. Gene Ontology annotation, cellular component: plasma membrane. Gene Ontology annotation, biological process: protein processing. Lineage: Eukaryota; Metazoa; Arthropoda; Insecta; Hymenoptera; Formicidae.
UAAAAUGAUUAAAAAGAAGUUUAUAUAUUGGAAGAAUAUAUUGUAUUGAAUGUAUAAAAAAAUUGUAAUAAAGAAUUAAUAGAUACGCUUACACAUGUAAAGUGACACAUAUAUACACACACGCGCGUACACUCGCGCGCACGCGUGUGUGUGUGUGCAAACUAAAAUAAAUAUGUAUCAAAAUAAAAUUUUGUUUUGAGAAAAAUUCAAAAUUUUAAUUAACCGAUGUUUUUAAUUAAGAUCAAAAGGUAGAUCUGAAUAAAGACUUUAUUUAUGUAUGUAUUGUAUAUUUACCGCAAAUAUUAAAAAACGUCAAACGUAUAUUUGAACAAGUGCUUUGACAUAUUAUUUCACAUAUAAAAGUUAUGUGUAUAAAAUUUUUUGAAUACAUCAUCGAUGUGAGAUUGUGUAACAUCGAUGUGUGAUAGUGUUAAUGUCUUAUCAUAUCACUUCAAAUCUUUCCAUGAUAUAUUAAUGAACUUGCAUAUAAAGGCUUUUCUGUGAAGAAAAUUCUUUGGUCUUCACUGGAACAGUGCUGUGUAAUUUCGGUAAAAAAUACUAUUUGCUUCUUUGAAGCAUUAUAGUAUCACUAUGCAGAUAUAUCAUUUCUUAAUAGCCUUUUUGCUAGCUGUAACGUGUUCACAUACAGCUCCAAGCAAUUAUGAUACAAAUGAAGAUUAUAAAUUGUGUACCACGCAAGAUUGUGUAAAUGAAGCGUCAAGGAUCUCAGAUUAUAUUGAUCGUACGAUCGAUCCUUGCGAUAAUUUUUACAAAUUUGCCUGUGGCGAAUGGAUAAAAAAUAAUCCGGCAAAUAUGUCGUAUCCAAGAAUCAGCUCGCUGUCGAUUAUCAGUCAGAAAACGUCAGAAAAAAUUAAAGAAAUCAUGGAAGAUGCUUCCAAAUCAGAUGACACGGUUUCCUUGAAAAAAGCGAGAAAGCUAUAUGACAUGUGUAUGGAUAGCGAGGAACUCAAGAAAAUCGGUAUCAGUGCCCUGAGCAAAGUUGUGCAGAAGAAUGGCGGGUGGCCAAUGACAAUGUCCUCUAGGGAAUGGAAACGGAAGGGAUAUAAAAUGUGGCAACAAGUUAGCGACAUUUUGCAGGCUAAUAUGUUCGACAAUGGCCUUUAUGGAAUAGCAGUGUCGGUGGAUGAUAAAAAUUCCGACACUAACGCCAUUGUGAUUAUGGAGCCUAACUUUUACGCUCCACGCGACAUCCUAAUCAGUUUCGAAAAAGAUCUUAUGGAGAAGAUGUCCUAUAAAUCCUAUAUCGAAACAGUUGCGAGUAUUUUUGUAGAGGAUAGCGGUGCGUACAUCAAGGAUAAGACGCUCAGUCAGGAUGCGCUUGACAUCGUGGAUUUUGAGAUUGAAUUGGCAAAGCUGACAUUAAGUCUCGAAGACAGUAGAGAUGUCGACAAAAUCUACAACCCGUUAACUAUCAAAGAAUUGCAACAUGCGUAUGAUGAGCAAAGGCCUAAAAUAAGGAGCAAGAUAAACUGGCUUCAUAACAUUCAGAAACUUUUUGCGCCAGAAAAAAUUAAGAUCAAAUCAUCUGAGAAGCUUAUCGUUCAAGCGUAUAAGUAUCUUACUUUGCUGGUACCUUUAUUGGAACGAACGCCGAGUCGUACUAUCAUAAACUACAUGCAAUGGAAUGUAAUCAGAACAUUGUUACCUUACACCGAACGUACGGAAGAAAUUGCUGUUCAACUUGCCGCUCAGUUCAAAAAUAAGAAACCAGAGUUCUUGAGGUGGAAGAAAUGCUUGCAGAAGGAAGCCAACUUACACAAGGCUAUCUCACAAGAGUAUGCCAAGAGAUAUGUACAACUCGAGAGUAAAAAAGAAAUUAGCGAAAUGAUUACGGAUAUAGCAAAUGUCGUUCGCGAACAAAUCACAGCGUCUACUUGGAUGGACGAACCUACAAAAAACGUGUCUCACGAGAAAUUAAAAAGCAUGAGGAAGCAAAUCCUUAUCCCCGAUUGGUACAGUAACGAAGCUAUUGAUAAGUAUUACGAUGGUUUAACACUCACUUCGGAAUAUCUUGAAAGUGCAAUAAAUGUGUUUAAAUUCGAAUUCAGGAAAGUUUUAAACAAACUGCGUCAACCUGUCGACAAAACCGAGUGGCUUAUGGAACCGACAAUUGUAAACGCUUAUUACAAUCCACCUGGCAACGAAAUUGUUAUCCCUGCUGCUAUAACGCAAAAUCCUGUAUACGAUGAAAAUCGUCCAGCAUUCAUGAACUAUGGAGGCUUAGGAGUCGUUGUCGGACACGAAAUAAAUCACGGUUUCGAUAAUUCUGGUCGUAAGUACGACAAAGAUGGCAAUGCCGUAGAAUGGUGGACAGAGUCAACUAUCGAGAAAUACGAGAAAUUAGCACAAUGCUUUGUUGAUCAGUACAAUAGUUAUUUGGUGCCAGGCUUGGAAGACUCAGGCGUUCAUGUAAAUGGACAAUUGUCACUAGGUGAGAACAUUGGUGAUUCCGCUGGUAUUGUAGCUGCGUAUUAUGCGUAUAAGAACAGAAAAGCGAGACUAAACGAGCCUGAGUUGAGAUUGCAAGGAUUGGAGGAUUACAAUGACGAUCAAAUUUUCUUUAUGGGUUUUGCGCAGUCCUUCUGUCAAAAUGCUACGCCGCAACAAAUACGAUUGCUCCAGAUGGAUGAACAUCCCAUGCCAGAAACGAGAGUACGGGGCAGUUAUUCGAACUUCCCUGAAUUUUCUAAAGCUUACAAUUGCCCGGCAGGAAAGGGAAUGAACCCGGAUAAGAAAUGUAGUUUGUGGUAACAGGACGAUGAAUCAAUCAUAUGUGAAAUUGUAUAUGCGAAUAAUUAUACAGCUUAAAAUUUUUAUCUGGCCGAAGUAAACGAUCUAUUUGUAAAAUAUAUUGUAAAAAUAGUGUAAAAAUAUAGUGCAUAUAUUAAUUGUAUAUAUAACAUAUAUCCUAGUAUAUAGUUAAUAAAAAAUGCAAAUUACGUUAAGUUUUUAACAUUAAUUGAUAAAUAAAGUAUAUAUCGUAUGAAAAUGGUAGAAUGUAUAUGUCUAGGAGUUAUAAAAGGUAAGGUUUGUUUUAACGUUUUUAUUUUAUCUUUUCUUAUAUGUAUAUAUAUAAUAAUAUAUAAAGCAAGUUAUCUCUGCAAGUAAUAUUUAUACACUGACAAUUAUUAAUUGUUUUUAUUGUUAUAAUAAUUGCACGUAAAAAAAGAUUCAUUUCUUAAAAGACUAACCAAUUAGAUUUAAAUACAAUAAAUUUUCAAUGACUUAUAAGUAUAAAUAUAUUUUAUUUCUUUAUUAUAUACUAAAUGGCAUGUGUUACAAAAUUAUGAUUUAGAAAUUAAGUGACUAAAAUAAGCGGCUUAUAAAGCAAGUAAAUUAUUAUCAUUUGUGCUAUUAUCAUUAAUUAUUUAACUUAUAAAAGCUUAUUAUUUAUUAUUAUUAUAAAUUUUAAUACUCUUUUAACACUCUUAAAUUUUUUCAACGUCGAUUAUUAUUUUUUUAAACUGGACGAAACAAUAUAAGUAUACGAGCAAACAUGUACAUGUUUAUAUAAU